Molecule: messenger RNA, 2154 nt
Organism: Solenopsis invicta (red fire ant)
Lineage: Eukaryota; Metazoa; Arthropoda; Insecta; Hymenoptera; Formicidae
Exons: 4
Coding region: 1-2154 (717 amino acids)
Molecular function (GO): zinc ion binding; nucleic acid binding
Source: RefSeq, a predicted model, not a curated record
AUGAACCCAAAUCAAGAACAAAACCAAACAAAAAAUGAAAAUGAAAGGAAGGGCGGUAUGCCUACAAUUUCAGCAGGCGAGGGAAGUUCGGGAGGACAUGUAAUUCCGCCUCUGUCCCAGAGCUGCAGAGACGUGUCUCCCGCUGAGGGGAGGGAUGAUUCCCGAGUGGUAAAAGGACCCAUCACCGGGAACGGAGGGCUUGAGCUCUUCAGCCCAAGACAAACUACCGGCGAAAGCCUCUUCAGGAAGCCUCGCAUGGCAGAGGACAAGCUUUAUAGGAGUUGGAGGGCAACAAAAAGCACGGCAGCGGCCAAGGCUCUUAUGGGCAUUAAGACAAACGACGGGGAGACAAUGGUCAAACCAAGCGAGCUCACACGCAAGGAAUUGGUAGAGCAGGUGAGUAAGGGAAUGGACCAUAUCAGAAAAGUGGCCAAUUAUAAAAAAGGAGUAAAAGAGACCACAAAGAAGGCCCUCCGGGAGAUUGCGGCGAUGGCUGAAGCCGCGAUCAAAGAGAUUAGUGACCGGCCACAAUCAGAGGAGGUUAACAGACUCCAGACGGCCAAUGACAAUUUGAGGAGGGAGGUGGAACUCCUCAGAGUGGAGCUCGCUGCAGUCAAGCAGCAGGUUGCUAGCAUAGGCCGACGAGAGGCAGAGGAGGGUGAUACAUCCUCCAAACCUCAGGAGUCCUCGUCGGAGGACGAAUGCAAUGAGCCUCCCUCCUCAAAAACAAAGUCCCUGCCACCAGCGGCUGCUUUGACUGGUCUCCCCCGCCCGGAGCCGGUCAGGAGGGCGUCGGCGUUGGCAAAAGCACCUCUAGACUCUCUGGGGGUCAGCAAUGAGAAGGACGAGCUUAUUAGGGCGGUGCUCGUCCAAGUCGGGCAGAUGCUGUCCGCAAGAUUUGAUGCCCUGGAAGACAGACUCCUUCCUGAGAAGCCACUGAGGCCUCCGCUGGGAGUGAGACCACCCAGAAACGGAGGGUCAAAAGUCAUGGCCCCAAACAACGGGGGGAAAAAAGGGCCGGCGCCCAGCUCGUCCAGCGUCGCUGAAAGGGAUGGAGGGGAAAGAAACGCCUCUGUUGCAUACCUGGUUCCUUCCGUGUCAAAGACGUGGACCGAGGUAGUGGGGAGAAAGGCCAAGGCCAAGGAAAAGAAGAAGGCCAAACAGGAUGCAACCCUGGCAAAAAACAAAAGUGGGUUGGAAGGCAGCCCCAAAAGGGCAGAGCGGCCACAGCACCGGAAAAACGAGAAAAAGGUCAAAAUUAAGGUCCCAAAAAGAGCGGCUGUCGUCCUAUCGGCAGUCGACAGCGAGAAAACGACAAUAGCAGUUGCCCUCUCCAAAAUAAGGGACAAAAUAAAUCUGAGGGCGCUGGGAAUCGCGUCCCUACGCCCCAAGAAGGCCCAAACCGGGGCUAUCAUAUAUGAGGUCCCAGGAGAGAGGAGCCAGGAACUGGCCGACAGCCUGGCGGCGAAGCUCCGAGAGGAGCUCAACGGCGAGGAAGUCAAGGUCGCAAGACCCGUCAAAACCGCUAAGCUCCGCGUCUCGGGUUUGGACGACCUUACCGACACCCGGGAGGUGUCCGAGGCGAUGGCGGCCGUAGGCGGCUGCAAGGCUUGGGAAGUGACGGUCGGUUCCAUCAGGCGGUCGCGAGUGGGCCUCGGAUCGGUAUGGGUCCGUUGCCCCGCCACGGCUGACCGUAAGCUGUCAGAGGCGGGCAGGGUGCAAGUAGGCUGGGUCAUGGCCAGGGUGGAGGCCCUCAGACCCAGACCUAUGCAGUGCUAUAGAUGCUUGAGGACAGGCCACACCAUCGGCGCCUGUGAUUCCCCCGUCGACAGGGGGAGCAGGUGCUAUAGGUGUGGCUGUGAGGGGCACCCCGCCAGCCUCUGCGAGGGGGAGCUAAAUUGUCCCCUCUGCGCGGACCUAGACAGGCCGGCCGGACAUAGAUUCGGCGGACCGGCUUGCACCCCCGCCCCCCCACCGGAGAAGGACGGCCGGAGAGGAAAUAGUGGCACGGCUGCGAAACCCCGCAACGCGACCAUGGCCAAAGCCCCUAAUGCAGGAGGCAAUACGGAGGUAAAGGCCGCACCGGCGGCAAGUUCCCAGCAACUGGGAGGGGGUGGAGGUAGCCUGGAGGAGGCGAUGGACACGGCUCUUUAA